Messenger RNA from Prionailurus viverrinus (fishing cat), 8110 nucleotides. It is a transcript of the gene PANK3, whose product is annotated as pantothenate kinase 3. Gene Ontology annotation, cellular component: nucleus; cytosol. The transcript is spliced from 7 exons. The record is from RefSeq and is a predicted model, not a curated record. Gene Ontology annotation, molecular function: pantothenate kinase activity; ATP binding. Gene Ontology annotation, biological process: coenzyme A biosynthetic process. Lineage: Eukaryota; Metazoa; Chordata; Mammalia; Carnivora; Felidae. Bases 532 to 1599 code for a protein of 355 amino acids.
CCUACCAGCGGGUAAUUGCUUUGGCUUGUUUUUGUUUAGAAUAACAGCUAGAUCGUGUUUGCUUGGAAAAAGAGACAUAAAAGGAUGAAAAUCAUAGGUAUUCCCGCCGCUCAGGGCUAACCACUAUUAAUAUUUUGGUGAAUACUCAGAUUUUUCUACGCCAGUAUAUAUGUACGAACUUUUUAAUGAAACAUUCUUUCCCAUGUUUUAAACGAGCGUAUCAACUUUCAUUUGCUUCCUUUUAUUUUUAGCCUUUUAAAAACCUUUACUCCUGUAAAUAGCUUAUUUAAUCAUUCAUUGUGAUUUCAUACUAAGUACAUUCUCCCAGAGCAACUAGGAAUGUGGGGAUGCAUGCUUAUUUCUUAGAGUUGUGUUGAUAGGUCACAGUUUUUAGUGUCUCAAGUGAUAAAACGGAGCACUGACACCUUCCCUUCUGGCCCAUCAGGGUUCUUGUUACCUCAAGGGAGAGGCAACUUACUGCAGCACUCUGAAAACUAUGGAUUGUUAUUUAAACCUUUCCCAUGGUUUGGCAUGGACAUUGGGGGGACUCUAGUAAAGCUCUCCUAUUUUGAACCUAUUGAUAUCACAGCAGAGGAAGAACAAGAAGAGGUUGAGAGCUUAAAAAGUAUCCGGAAAUAUUUGACUUCUAAUGUAGCAUAUGGAUCCACUGGUAUUCGGGAUGUACACCUUGAACUGAAGGAUUUAACACUUUUUGGCCGAAGAGGGAACUUGCACUUUAUCAGAUUUCCAACCCAUGACCUGCCUACUUUUAUCCAAAUGGGAAGAGAUAAAAACUUCUCAACAUUACACACGGUGCUAUGUGCUACAGGAGGUGGUGCUUACAAGUUUGAAGAAGAUUUCCGCACAAUUGGAAACCUCCACCUGCACAAACUGGAUGAACUUGACUGCCUUGUAAAGGGCUUGCUGUAUAUAGAUUCUGUCAGUUUCAAUGGACAAGCAGAGUGCUAUUAUUUUGCUAAUGCCUCAGAACCUGAGCGAUGCCAAAAGAUGCCUUUUAACUUGGAUGAUCCCUAUCCACUGCUGAUAGUGAACAUUGGUUCAGGAGUCAGUAUUUUAGCAGUCCAUUCCAAAGACAACUAUAAACGAGUAACCGGGACAAGCCUUGGAGGAGGUACCUUUCUGGGUUUAUGCUGUCUGUUGACUGGCUGUGAAAGUUUUGAAGAGGCUCUUGAAAUGGCAUCCAAAGGUGACAGCACCCAAGCCGACAAGCUGGUCCGUGAUAUUUAUGGAGGAGAUUAUGAAAGAUUUCGUCUGCCAGGUUGGGCUGUAGCAUCUAGUUUUGGGAAUAUGAUUUAUAAGGAUAAGCGAGAAUCUGUUAGUAAAGAAGAUCUAGCAAGAGCAACUUUAGUUACUAUCACCAAUAACAUUGGGUCUGUGGCACGAAUGUGUGCUGUUAAUGAGAAAAUAAACAGAGUUGUCUUUGUCGGAAACUUUUUACGUGUCAAUACUCUCUCAAUGAAACUUUUGGCAUAUGCACUGGAUUAUUGGUCAAAAGGUCAACUGAAAGCAUUGUUUCUAGAACAUGAGGGAUACUUUGGAGCAGUUGGUGCACUUCUUGGGCUGCCAAAUUUCAGCUAAAAAGCAUCCGGUUUCUCUCUGCUAAUAAAUGUCAUCCAAGAGGAACUGAAAACCAGAGGCAUCAUUACUGGGAACCAAAGGAUAACAGAGUAGCACUACUGCUGUUGAUUUUUAAAUGUCAGAAUGGUAAGCUGCUGAAAGUUGCCAUAUUAAAAGAGAGCUUGGUAACAUGUGAAGUAUUUCUAAUUGAAAUGCUUUCCCUUCUGUAUAUAACCAGUGUUAAAUCCUUAAAUGCAAUACAGCCUCUGAUUCUUGAGCUUCCUCUGAGAAGAUUUUCUAUUUAUUUUAUGUAGCCAACAUUGCAGUACUGUAUGCUCAAACACAAAUCUUAAAGUCUCAGAAAUGUUUAGCUCCUGAAAAUAAUUGAAUCUGAAUAAGUGUGUUCUAUGUGUUUUGGUUACUGGUAAGUGGACAGUAACAUACUCUGUAUCAAACUUAUUGAAAUGGCUAUCAAAGAUGAUCAUUUUUAUGUGAUUUUAGAAAUGUUAAGGCAAUAUUAAUUUUUCAUUAUUGUAGUUUUGUCAGCAUUUCCCCCGGCCAAAAAAGCACGUUUAUGUGAUCUUUUCCCAGACAUACAAGCUUUUUCAAAUGGUAUAAUUUAAUUAGAAUACUAUUGUUAAAUAUUAGCCUGAAUUUUAAAAUGAAUCCUAGAAAAUGCACAGAAUUGGUGAUAUUGCACUUCCUGUAUUUUUUAAGUUAAUCAUUAUAUUUAAAAAUGUUUCAUAUUUUUUAAUUGGAGGCUCAAUUACUUAUUUGAAAGUCCAUUUAAUGAAGUCCCAGGACUCUUCUAGUAGAAUAUGUUUUGUGUGCAUUGAUAGAAGUCUGUGAUCUUUCUGUACCACAUUUAUCUUGGGCCCAAACUGAGUCAUUUCUGUUUAAUUAGGUCUGACCAUCAAAACUACAGACUUGAAUCUAUUAUGAACAGCAACCAAAUCAUAUUCUAAACAGAUGUGAUGGAAAUCUGAAAUAUGAAUGGUUUUGAAACUGUAGGAGUCUGAGGCAGUAUUACAGAAUUCUAAAAAGAUCAGUGUUUUACCAUUUUGGUAAUAGAGGCAUUAUAGUUUCAAAAUUUGUAAGUCCUUUUGCCUUGGAAUUUGUUCUCUAUUUUAAAGUCAUUUUUUAUAGUUUUAUACUUUUCAGAUUUUUACUUUGGCAGCAACAUUUUGGAGGUCCUAUAGCUCAGCAAAUACUCAAGACCGUUACUUAAUGGUUUACAAAGUAGACUUGGAGAAAAUAUUCACCUCCUUAAAUCACCAGUAAAUCUGGAUGUACUUGGAAGAGUUUAAAAAUUGUGUAUAUUACAGGAAGAAAGAAGUAUUAGUAUGCUUUUAUAGAACAUAAUUUUGCUCCAUAAAGAACAAUUUGCAGUAGAGGUGCUGGACAUUUCUCCUUAUAGUUUUCAAAUUUUGUGCUCAAAUAUUUAAAAUUCAGUUUUACUUAUCUAAAGACAUGAACAUAUGAACAAUAGGAGUGAAUACUUAUAGGAAAAAGCAUGCAAGGUAAUGUUGUGGAAUUUAGAAUAUUUGGAACUUGGCCUUCCUGUUCAGUCAGUAAGCCACUCUGAAACCCGACAGUGACUAAACAUCUGUGACUUUACUGUUUCCGUUGUUGUGGUUAGAUCUUUCUGUCACUACAAAAAGCUACAUGUUCAGUUUAUUUUAAAAUUUUGUGAUUUGGACAUUUGUACAAAAUUUUUUAUUUUUAAAUGAUAAUUUCACAUUGUAUCUUGUGGCAAACUACGUUACCAGCUGUAGAUUUAGGACUGUGUUUAAGAAAGAAAUGGAGGGGUGCCUUGCUGGCUUAGUCAGUUGAGUGUCUGACUCUUGGUUUCAGCUCAGGUCAUGUUCUCACAGUUUGUGAUUUUGAACCCUGUGUCAGGUUAUGCACUGCUAGCAUAGAGCCUGCUUGGGAUUUUCUCUCUGCCUCUCCACCACUCACAUUCUCUCUCUCUCGAAAUAAAUAAAAACUUAAAAAACAAAGAAAAGAAAAUGGAAUGGUCAGGGUCCAUGUAAGUUAAUUUGAUCAAUGCUCUGGUUAAUCUGAGAAUGUGGUUCAUACUUUGUGUCCUUUGAAACUGAUUUCCUAUUAAAAUGCAUAUAAAGUGAACAACCCUUUCAGCACUGUUACUCUUGGCCAUUCUCAUGUAUAGUCAAGAAUUACUUGAGUAAUAAGAAUGAACACAGAGUUGUGAUCCAGACUGCCAAGAUUAUGUUUUUUUAAACAUAAUCUCAUGAAAUUCUUUGUAAGCAUACAGUGGUAAAUAGGUUUGGUUCUAAGCCCAAACAGCAUAAUGCCUCAGAGCUCUAUUUCUAUUAGGCUAUACUGUUUAAGAACAUAAAGUGUGAGCAGUAUGUAAUGUUAUGUUUUCUAGCAGGCAUAUUUAAAAAGUAAAAAGAAACAGGUGAAAAUCAUUUUGAUUAUAUAUUUCUUCUUGACCCAGUAUAUCUGGUAUGUUACUAUUUCAACGUAUAAUCAAUAUAAAAUGUUAUUUAGGAGAUACUGUACCUUUUCUUUUCUUUUUUUAUUACUUUGCCUUCAAAACCAGUGUGUAUUUACACUUAAUAGCACAUGUCAGUUUAGGCUAACCACAUUCCAGGUUCUCAGUAGCCACAUUUGAGUAGUAGCUACUGUACUAGACAGUUCAGUUCCAGAACCAGCUCUUAAAAAUGACCACUAUCAAGUAUCCAUGAAAAUUUUAUGGAUAAGGGCUUUUAAAAGAAUACUUGAGAAGGGGAUAUGGGAAAUGUUAUUUUUUAUGGGAAAAAUAUGGAACUUUUUAAAAAAAUACAGAUUAAGAAGUACCUUGUUUGGGCUAGUUUAUUUUACAAAGACAAGCUGUAUUUCUGACUGUUCCAAAAAUAGCUUACAUUGGAUCCUGCCAUUUCAUUAUACUGUGUAUCAUUUUUCCAGUGAUACACUGGAUAAAGUUGCUCACGACCCAUCCUGACUGGCCUCAACAGUCUCCAAAAUGUCUUUUUCCUUCACUGAAGCAAAUUUGAGGAUUCCAUUGACUUAAAUCACCUUCCCACCCCCAACCUCAUCUACUUGAAUUUAGAGAAGACAAUUUUAAAGGACAAAAAAGAGACCCUUUUAAUUCUUCAUUGAGUUGUAUAUACAUGAGAGAAUUUUCUUUAUAACUUUUGGAUUUAAUUUUCAUUCUUAAAAACUGAUAAUAUUUUCAGAUGCAAAGAGCACUAUCAGUUUGGGGGCUUGGUAAAGAACACAAGGUCUAGAACUUUCCACCACCAACCCCCUUGUCCCCCCAAAAAAGAUUGCCUUUUAACUAGAGACUCUUAAAACUAAUGGCCUUCAGUUCUAUAACCAGUUUCUCCAUAGACCUAGUAUUAGACUUGCUUGACUGUCAACAGGGGUAUUUAUUCCUUGUUUGGCUGCUCUAAUUUAAAUAGGUGGGCUCUUAGUUUAAAUAAAUGGCCAUUGCCAAUAACAUAUAUACGACAAUUGAUGGUCUUUCAAAAGGUUCAGAUUCCUUUGCCAAAUUAGACUCUGUAAAAUUCCUGAGUUUUUACUUUUACAUGCAAAUGUGAUUACUGUAUUCUAAGUACCAGUUCCUGAAAGUCGUUUCUAUAAGAAAAAUGAUGCAGCUGAAGGGAAAGGUUUUCCUCUAUGUCCUGUGGGACUCUUACCUUUGAGAGCAGUCUUGCCUUGAUUUCUAAGGUUGCAUUCUUGGGUGGAAAGCUUAUUAGCAAGUUAAUAGUUCCCAGAUAUCCUUUAUAACCACUUUGCUUGUUAUAUGCAAAAAUUUUAUAUUUUGUUUGGUGUAUCUUUUUUUUUCUGUUGAGCACUUUAUGCUUUUUAGUCUAUUGCAUUUGAGAAUGUAGUUUAGAAAUCCUUUCUUAUUUAAAGCCAUGUAAAAACUGUUAAAGGAUAAUCACCAGAAAAAAUGAGUGUGCAUUAUUUUGCAUUUAACUUACUGGUUUGUGGUAUGUAUAAACAAAAUAUUAGAAAUAUAUUGCCUUUUUGUAAUCCUCCUUGACCUUAUUUAAGAUGAUUUGCCAAGAAAUAUCAUUGAUGUCCUGUUUUCCUAGUAAGUUUAUUUUAGUGUGUUUUAUUCUAAUACUGAAGGAAUUCAGCCAACUUUGUUUAUAUUGUCAGAUAACCUCAGAAAAUAAUGUGCUUUAUCUGUAUUACUGCCUAUUUUCAAUAUCUGAGACAGUAGUUGUCUUAUAUUUUCUACUGAGCCUAGUAAUAAUCAGCAAAGACCAAAAGAAGUAAUUUCUUUCUUCCUUUAAGGUAUUUUUAAUAGCCUGAUAAAAAUAAUGGUGGCUUGAAAAGUAAAUUACCCCAGCUUUUUGACCAUAUCUAAAUUCUGAGUAAUUUCCACUUCUAAAAAGUUCAGAUGUCUUCUAAAAGCAGUCUCUAUUGCUUGUGUUAUCUCUUGUGUAUUCAGUGGAUGUGGGUAUCAUGAUUUGGUAUUACAUUGGAAAUAGUGCCAGCCACUCUUCUAAAUUCUUUGAAUAUUAUUUUCUUUCAUUGUAAAAUGAGGAAAUUGAUUUGUUACAAUGGGAAAGGACACUGUUAUCAUCAAGAUCCUGAAAGACAGUUGGUUGCUCCAUUCAUGGCAGCAUUUGGAGACUAAACUCAUUUGUUCAGAUAUUUGGUGUCAGUGUUUUGGAGUUAAUUUGAUUUGUAUAUGUUGAUAGGUACUAGAUUCUGGAUUCUCACCAAACCAAUAGAAUGAUAUUAGGUUUCUCUCAUAAUGUUAUGUUAUUGCCUGUAAUGGCCAAGUAGAUCUAUCUUAAAGUAAUAUAAGAGGUUUUAUAUAUAUAUAUAUAUAUAUUAAAACUGUAUGUGUGUGCUUUAAUCUGUGGAAGUAUCAGAAAUUUUUAUUGAGUUAACUCUAAAAUUAUGUGGACAUUAUUAGAACUUUUCCGUUGUACAAAAAGAAACAUCCCACUAAAUUCAUGAAUGUAUGAAUAUUAGAUAUAUUUGAGAUUCUUUAGUGGCCAUUGUCUUCAAGUUUUUUCUUUCUGGUCAUUGUGAGUAGGAACAGAUGUGAGAUUAACCCCUCCAAGAAUUACUUACUGCUUUUGUCAAACACAGUUUGUAGCAAAAUGUAUAAAACAGUUUUAAUUACCUCCAGGUGAGUUAAAAUGUCAUGUAUUCUAGUCAUCUACAUCCAAUAUGAUGAAGGCCUAAAACACUUUUAUCCUUAGAAUUAUCUGAGGAUAAUCAAAUUGUACAUGUGUGUGACAAAAUAAUGUAGCAGUGAGUUGAUCUGGGACUUCAAGUACAUGAGUUCGUGCUGAAUGAUGUGUUUGAGGGGAAUUUUUCCCCCCUUAAAAAAAAUCUAGAAAUCUUUACAUUCUGGCUUUUUGUAUAGUGAAGAGAUUAUUUUUCUUUUGUAUUGUUAGUCAUUUUGCUGCAGCAGCCACUAAUUCUGUGUUUAAAAGAACUAAGGUGGAAUGUAUUUUUCAAAGGAGUGAAUGAAGUUAAAAUUCAAGGUUUUGAAUUAUAUAAAAUAUGCAACUAAAUUUCAAUUCUGAGAUAUUGCUGGUUUUGUUUUUUGGGUUUUGUUUUGUUUUGUUUUUUUGCUAUUUCUUAACAUCUUUCAUUCGUUGCAGUAACAGUUUCAAUAGCUUUCAAAGAACAUUUCAACUUUUACAUAAUUUGUAAAGCAUAUGUAAGUAAUGCAAAUAGUUUGAGAUAAUUUUGGCUUUACAUUGUAUCUCUGAAUCAUGGACAUCAUAUCUGUCACAGUCAGUAGUGAUUACAGAUAACCAAGCCAUUUUGAAAUUUACCACUUUUUUCCUGAGGGGCCCUUUUUAGUUUACAACAUUUAGAAGCAAAGGGUAACUUUAUACAUCUAACAUCAAUAUCUUAGUCUCUUGAUCCCAAAUAUAAUUAAUGGAAUUAGGAUAUAAGUCAUAUUAAGACAGUUUUAUCAUGUCUUUAUUUGAGCUUUUUAUUUGAACUACAUUGAGAGUUCAGCUUUUUAAAUAAGUUGAAUGGCACUUGUCUUACUUCUGCCCAGUGAUUGACCAAAUUCUAUCUAGAUGUUUGUAUGUUUGAAUUUUACUUACACAAGCCAUUUCAGUUUAAGUUGCCUUAUUCUGUCACAUCGUUCUUGUCAAGUCUGAGCUUUGUCAUGUUGGAAUUCUUCUAACAAUGAAUCUGUGAUGUAAAAAUGUAUGAUGUGCUACAAAUUUUAUUCAUAAUAAACUAAGUUAUAGCCUAUUGUAACCUAUAAAACAUUGCUUGUAAAUCGUCUAAUUUAUUUUUUCAUUUAUGUACAUUUUCUUAUGUAAAUUUUUAAAUAUUUGUUGUGGCCUGUUCUAUAAACAUUCUUGUACUUUUCUCCUUAAUCCUUAUUUGCAUGAAGGAAGCUUAGGUUUUGCUUGUUUAUAUUGGCUGGCAAUUAGGCCAACUUCAGUACUUUCUGCCUUCUUUUCUGUAGUUUAACUUUUUCUAGUUUUCUUCAUAUUCUAAAUAAAUGUUAAAAUCAUACUUUUUAUUUCCUACUUUCCAAAUAAAUUCUCUAAGUUGUUUCCUA